This is a messenger RNA of Dromiciops gliroides (monito del monte), 387 nucleotides long. Its product is annotated as cytochrome c oxidase subunit 6A1, mitochondrial-like. Gene Ontology annotation, molecular function: enzyme regulator activity. Gene Ontology annotation, biological process: mitochondrial electron transport, cytochrome c to oxygen. The transcript has a single exon. The record is from RefSeq and is a predicted model, not a curated record. NCBI's taxonomy places the organism in Eukaryota, Metazoa, Chordata, Mammalia, Microbiotheria, Microbiotheriidae. Gene Ontology annotation, cellular component: mitochondrial inner membrane. The coding region runs from base 1 to 387 and encodes 128 amino acids.
AUGGCUGUAACGGCAAGCAGUCGGUUGCUGCUGGGUCAGGUUCGGACCCCAGCAGGGCAGUUGUUCUCCAGGUGCUUCUAUAGCGAGGAGGGCUCGGGCCACCUGUGGAGGAUGCAGACCUUCUUUGUCAUGCUCCCCAGGGUGGCAGUCAGCAUGCUGAAUGCCUACUUGAAGUUGUGGGAGCAUCAUGAAUGGCCCCACUUUGUCCCUUACCCGCUCCUCCACAGCCGGACCAAGACCUUCCCAUGGGGAGAUGGAAACCAUACUCAUGACCAUCAUAUCAAUCCUCUCCCAACUGGUUAUAAGGAGGGAGCAAAGAAAACUUGGACCAUACUAAUCAAGCACUGGGGGUACACAGCUGCUGAUAGACCAUCCUUUUCUCUAUAA